Messenger RNA from Apodemus sylvaticus (European woodmouse), 2300 nucleotides. It is a transcript of the gene Dcaf15, whose product is annotated as DDB1 and CUL4 associated factor 15. The transcript has 13 exons. Bases 22 to 1920 code for a protein of 632 amino acids. Gene Ontology annotation, biological process: protein ubiquitination. Gene Ontology annotation, cellular component: Cul4-RING E3 ubiquitin ligase complex. NCBI's taxonomy places the organism in Eukaryota, Metazoa, Chordata, Mammalia, Rodentia, Muridae. The record is from RefSeq and is a predicted model, not a curated record.
AAGUGGAGGGAGGGGGUGAAAAUGGCGCCCAGCUCGAAAUCGGAGCGGAACAGCGGGGCCGGGAGCGCCGGCGGCGGCCCUGGGGGGACCGGGGGGAAGCGGGCGGUGGGGCGGCGGCGGGAACACGUUCUCAAGCAGCUGGAGCGAGUCAAGAUCAGCGGGCAGCUCUCACCUCGUCUUUUCCGGAAGCUGCCCCCCAGGGUCUGCGUGUCCCUCAAGAACAUCGUAGAUGAGGAUUUUCUCUAUGCAGGCCAUAUCUUCCUGGGAUUUUCCAAGUGUGGCCGCUAUGUCCUCUCCUACACCAGCAGCAGUGGGGAUGACGACUUCUCAUUCUACAUAUAUCACCUCUACUGGUGGGAGUUCAACGUCCACAGCAAGCUCAAGCUGGUAGGACCAGGCCUUCUCUCUGAGCAGGCCUGCGCUGGGCUGACCCUUCAGACAGCGUGGACGCGGCCGCUCCUGUAUCAUUCAGCCUGUGUCCUGUGUGUCCGGCAGGUGCGGCUCUUCCAGGAUGAGGAGAUCUACAGUGACCUGUACCUGACUGUGUGUGAGUGGCCUAGCGACGCUUCCAAGGUCAUCGUGUUUGGUUUCAACACCCGCUCGGCCAACGGGAUGCUCAUGAACAUGAUGAUGAGCGAUGAGAACCACCGUGACAUCUACAUCAGCACUGUGGCUGUGCCACCGCGGGGCCGCUGUGCCGCCUGCCAGGACGCCAGCCGUGCCCACCCGGGGGACCCCAGUGCGCAGUGCCUGCGUCACGGCUUCAUGCUGCACACCAAGUACCAGGUGGUGUACCCCUUCCCCACCUUCCAGCCCGCCUUCCAGCUCAAGAAGGACCAGGUGGUGCUGCUCAACACCAGCUACUCUCUGGUGGCCUGCGCUGUCUCCGUCCACUCAGCAGGUGACAGCAGUUUCUGCCAAAUCUUGUAUGACCACACAGCUUUGCCCCCAGCCCCACCCAGCUCUCCAGGACCUUGGAGCCCUGAGGCCGUCCCUGCCUUCCCCAACCUUGGUGUUGAGGUAGUUCCAUCCCAGCCCUCUGGAGCCCCCGAGCCCUCACCAGCCAUUGCCAAGGCCAAGGAGUUUGUGGCUGACAUCUUCCGAAGGGCCAAAGAGGCCAAGGGUAGCCCCUCGGAGGAAGCUCGACUGCCCUCUGGCCUGGGGCCUUCAAGCAGCCGCUGCCGCCCAUCUUCAGAGCCCCAGGCCCCACGUGGGGAAGUGGUACCCAGGGACAGCCCUCCUUCUGCAGAGACUACUGCCCCUGAACCUGGCUACAUCAAUUACACCAAGUUGCACUAUGUGUUGCAGUCUGGGGAAGGGACAGAGCCUGAGGAUGAGUUUGAGGAUGACAAGAUCUCCCUGCCCUUUGUGGUGACUGAUCUCCGUGGCCGCAACUUACGGCCCAUGCGAGCGCGAACAGACAUGCAGGGCCAGUACCUGACAGUGGAGCAGCUUACCCUGGACUUCGAGUAUGUCAUCAACGAGGUCAUUCGCCAUGAUGCCACCUGGGGUCACCAAUUCUGCUCUUUCAGUGACUAUGACAUAGUCAUCUUGGAGGUCUGCCCAGAAACCAACCAGGUCCUGAUCAACAUUGGCCUGCUACUCUUGGCCUUCCCAGCUCCCACUGAAGAAGGCCAGCUUCGACCCAAAACCUAUCACACCAGUCUCAAGGUGGCCUGGGACCUCAACACGGGCAUCUUUGAGACAGUCAGCGUGGGUGAUCUAACUGAGGUCAAAGGACAGACCAGUGGCAGUGUCUGGAGCUCCUACCGAAAGAGUUGUGUGGACAUGGUCAUGAAAUGGCUGGUGCCAGAGAGCAGUGGCCGCUACGUGAACAGGAUGACUAACGAGGCCCUGCACAAAGGGUGCUCACUGAAGGUUCUGGCGGACAGUGAGCGGUACACUUGGAUUGUGCUGUGAGGGGCUGCACUGCCCUGGACCCUGACUCCAACUACCUCCACGGCCCGGAGAGGACCCUUCCUGGGCUGGCCCUAUGGGGCCACAACCGGCACUAGUGUUAGGUUGCAGGAUGGAUGGGACUGGUGCAGCAGCCUCUGGUGGCCCAAGAGUCUGGAUGUGUUUUUAUUUAUGCCUAUUUAAGUUGGGAAAGGGCGGAGAGAGGAGCCCUUAGGCCUGGCCUGCCCCAGCGACGCCCAGUCCUGCUUCCUGCGCUCUGGCCCCUUUCCUUGGCUGCAAGUGUAGCCCUCUAGGGCGGCCAGUGGGUCCAGCCUCCCUCACCUCAGGUGGGACCCUGUGGUCACCUCGCCUUGUUGUUCAUGUACUAAAUGCUUUAUUUCUGA